AUGCCGUGGUUCGGCCACAUCGAGGGUGUCAAUCCCGGCCAAACAUGGCGAAAGAGAGCGCAUGUGACCCGGGCCGGUGUUCACACCCCGCUCCAGAGUGGCAUCUCGGGCUCACACAACGCAGGCGGAGCCUACAGCAUGAUUUUAAACAAUGCUGACCACGAUAUCGACUGCGGUGAUAUCAUUUGGUACAUGGGGAAUGGUGGAUAUACACGUCCCGGAACAAAGCGUAUGAUCAAGCGCAUCAUGCAGCACAACCAAGACCCGAAUGAGACCCAAAACAGAGCGCUAUACAAGUCACUUCGAAGCUGCCUUCCAGUCCGAGUCGUCCGAGGAGGUUCCGGCUCACGUCGUUCUCCAUGGGCACCGCAGUAUGGUUAUCGUUAUGACGGCUUGUACGAGGUGACUCAUGCCGGCAAAGUCAAUGAUCCCUCAGGCGAGACAUCCUAUACAUGCGAAGUCUUUCGGAUGGAAAGACUUGUAAGAGGUGAAAAGCCUUUAUAUAGCGUUCCUAUCAGACCGGGUCAAGCCGCCCGAGCCCUUGAGGAACGCCAAAAAGGCUCGAGGCGCAAGUCCCUAGAAGAUGACGCUCAACGCAGCUUGCCUCGCGCCCAUCGGAGAAUUGCCGAUUUGCCAAACCGGCCUCCUCGAAUCGACCCUUCCCAUCAAUCAAAACCCUCCCAAGAACCAUCAGCCUUCUUGCAACCAGUUCAUGACACGGCCGUCGAGUCCCCACCACGGGUGACCUUGAGUUCAAUAAAGAUUAAGAGAUGCAAGCCGACACCGCAGCCUGUGGAUCCGCAUGAAGACUCUCGACAAUCUUCUGCUGUCCUUCACGCGUGCAAGGCUGAUACAGUGUUUGAACGUCAAGCCAAACAAGACUCGCAUUGCUCCGUGGAUUCUGCGGACGGCAAUUUGCCCGAUGCUUCUAGUGAUGACUUGCGACCGCACAGGCUCCUUUCUCCGCUCCCCCUUGAUGAUUUUACUUGGCCGCAAACUCGGCCCCAGAAACAGCCCAGUCGGCCGGCGUCGCCACUAGACACCCACUCCUUUCCCCCAAUGUUGUCUGUGAAACAAGAGCCCCCAGCUUCAACCCCAUACGCCCCGAGGCCCAAAGUCACACAUUCACCUGUUCAACCGCUUUCGAAGGCCGUCCCACAGCCAGCGUGGCAUGCAACCCCUACCACCCCGACCUUUUCUUCCGAGUCGGACAGUCGUCCGUUAGAACUUAAGGCCUUCAUCGGAAACAAGCCCUCCAGCAAGUCCGAUAGUAUCAAACUGGAGAUCGAUGAUUCGCAGCCUCCAUUCAAGUCCGAUGCUUCAGCUCCUUCCGGUCCUCUCGAAGCGGUCCCUGCUGGCAAGAAGGAAGAGGAGGAUCCGAAGAGUUUUGGGAUCGAGCCCGAAAACCUGCCGGACUGUCCUCAGAAUGACGACGAGAGGGAGGAGGCGAAGUGGAAGACGACUAGGAGCUGGGACUUUGAUGGCACAGAGACCAUUUCAGGCCAGCAAGUCGCUGUCGAAGACGAGCGAGGCGUUAUUGUAGACGGCUCGGUGCGAAUGCCAGUCCGCAGGGACAAGCACCAGACAGAGAGCACGGCCAGUAGCGCUGAGACGGCCGUUGGGGACUGCGAGCACCCCUGCUUCCACAAUCAGAACAUCAAUCUCGACGGCGACCCACUCCUCUCUUCCGGCUAUCUCAGCGACAUUCUCGAGCACGACCCGCUCGGCUCUGGCCGCUCCGUCGCUGACUCGUGAGCGUUGUAGCGGUCCCUUUCAACAUCAUCCUUCCAAACCAGAUCUGGCCCAUCUACGUAUUCAAAUUUGUUGGAGAAUUCCAACUCCCUCAAGCUAGCUCAAUAUCAACCCAGUGGACAUAUUAAUUUCUCCCAAAAACACUUAUCAAUUUUCC
Messenger RNA from Puccinia graminis f. sp. tritici CRL 75-36-700-3, 1909 nucleotides. RefSeq lists its product as uncharacterized. The transcript has 2 exons. Gene Ontology annotation, molecular function: ubiquitin protein ligase activity. The coding region runs from base 1 to 1755 and encodes 584 amino acids. Lineage: Eukaryota; Fungi; Basidiomycota; Pucciniomycetes; Pucciniales; Pucciniaceae. Gene Ontology annotation, biological process: protein ubiquitination; negative regulation of gene expression via chromosomal CpG island methylation. The record is from RefSeq and is a predicted model, not a curated record.